CGGACCACCUGUCGCUCCGCAUCUAACGCAGACGCGUUCAAAGUGCGAUACGAUUGCAAUAUAUUUGUGUAAAACUGUUGAGAUUUGUUUCAAACUGUGCCAUUUUAGCUAAAUUUAUUGACAGAAAACUUUAGCAGUAUGAAGGUUAUGCCUAUCCAGCAAUGGAAUAUUUCUUCUGCCUAAAACUUCGUGGACCCCUAUCAUAUAAAAGAAAAUAAUUAACAUCUGGCCAAAAUGUCGAACGACACACUGGAUAAUGCAACUUGUGAAAUCGUCUCACCAGACAACGUACUACGGAACCCUUUCUUCCAAAGUGCGGUGUACUUAAUGUACAUAAUAAUAUUUUUCGUCGCCCUAAUCGGCAACGGAUUCGUUUGCUGCAUAGUGUUGUCGUCCUCGCGGAUGCGGACAGUGACGAAUUAUUUCAUCAUGAACUUAGCCGUAGGUGACAUACUAAUCGCUGUUCUAUGUGUUCCCUUCACAUUCGUACCCAUCCUAAAACAAUAUUGGCCCUUCGGAUCAUUCUUGUGUGCGAUGGUCGGCUACGCCCAGGCCGUGUCCGUGUUCGUAAGUGCGUACACCUUGGUCGCGAUCAGCAUAGACAAGUACAUAAUCAUAAUGUGGCCACUGAAACCGAGGAUCUCCAAAAAUUUUGCCGCGUACGUGAUUAUACUCGUCUGGAUCAUUGCUGGAAUCACGGUCUUGCCCAGCGGGCUGCUCACCAAAUUGGUGCAGCCUUCUUACAACUGGACCAACGAAACCAAUAUUUACAUUGAGUGUGACAUGUACGUGUGUCAAGAAGACUGGGAGGGAUCGUACAUAGGUCCAGAAUAUUACGAGUUGUACACCAAAAUAUUGAUGAUCUUGCAAUACGUAGUGCCGUCUAUUGUGCUUUUGUUUACAUAUUCAAGUAUCGCAGUCGUGAUCUGGUGUCAUAGGAUACCAGGUGAAGCAGAAAACUCACGAGACAGACGAAUAGCGAGAUCCAAAGCGAAGAUUCCAAUAAUUGUAAUUCCAAAAAAUCCGAAAAAGAUGAUAAAAAUGAUGGUGACAGUCGUUUUCGUCUACUCCCUUUGCUGGCUUCCAUUCAACAUUCUUUUGAUAUUCCAAGACAGUAUUAGCCCGACUGUUUUAAAAUUCGUCUACUUUCCACUACACGGCUUGGCGAUGUCUCACGCAUGCUACAACCCGAUAAUCUACUGCUACAUGAAUUCCAGAUUCCGCGACGGACUGUUCAUCGUUCUCAGGUCGAUUCCCUGCUGUCGAAAAUACCUGGCGCAACGUACCUCGUCCUCCGCCUAUCCACGAACAGGAGUUGAAGGCACUGAAAGUUCAGUCUUGCAUAGGAAUAAUACUUGUACCACGUACAUAAGUAUGAAAAGAAAAAAUUGCACAAGAUUGUCGUCGACUUGCACCCAUCAGUUGCCUGUCAGAUCGGCGUCCAUGAUGCGAACAACUGGCAACGCGAACGGGACCAGAAGAAUGAGAUACCAACAGGGUAUUUUAGAUGAACAAAUUUAAUG
Messenger RNA from Aethina tumida (small hive beetle), 1523 nucleotides. Its product is annotated as RYamide receptor. Bases 235 to 1521 code for a protein of 428 amino acids. NCBI's taxonomy places the organism in Eukaryota, Metazoa, Arthropoda, Insecta, Coleoptera, Nitidulidae. Gene Ontology annotation, biological process: neuropeptide signaling pathway. Gene Ontology annotation, cellular component: membrane. The record is from RefSeq and is a predicted model, not a curated record. The transcript is spliced from 7 exons. Gene Ontology annotation, molecular function: neuropeptide Y receptor activity.